GACCUCAUCAUCAACCAAGGACUUGAGAAAACGGGCUUGAAAGCAAACCAGGAAGGAGCACUGAGAACUGAUCAUGGACGGCUCACGCUCGAUAACCUCUGUAUUACCUGUCGAGACCCUUGAGCUCGUCUUCAAUCACCUCGAACGUCGUGAACUCAUCCCAGUCCUUGGCACUAGCUCCGUGUUCCACGAUACCGCAUCUCGUGCGGUCUACCGUAACGUAUCAGAGACGUCGUCAGUCAGAGCCUUGCAGCUCAUUAAGACUCUUGCCUCUAACGACACCUAUUCUCGACACGUCCGUUCUAUCGAUCUCGACUUCGCUAACAACCUCAUCACCGCCAAUAUCCUCCGCCUCUUAAAUCGCGCGCUCCAGCGACUCAAAUCGCUCACGACACUUAUUCUCGACUUCUCUCAAACAGACAACGCCGCUGAUGUCGCAUGGAUAUUCCAGGGGUGUUCCUUCUCGCUCACGGCUUUCACCUCGUCCAUGCGGUGUGACCGCUCGCUGGCGAGGUUCCUGGCUAUGCAGCCGAAUAUAACAGAACUCUGUCUGAGAGGGUUUAACCAGGAAUAUAACUUCGUGCUGGAUCCUAAGGCGCUCCCGAAGUUGGAGCAUUUUAGGACCGUGCUGUCGUACCCCAGUAUUAUCGGGGAGGUCCUGAAAGGCAGACCCGUGGAGAGUGUUUCCAUGUCGCUUUACCCUGGGGACGUCUGUUCAUCCCUUGAUACACUGCUACUAUCAACUACAGCGAUAAAGAGGCUCACUGUCAUGAGUUUCGAAAGCGACCCCCCCGUCACACUCCUUCCCCUCAUCGCAGACCGGCUACCUCAUCUUGAGGCUUUCCAUCUCGUCGUUCUCAUGACGCACUACACCCAGGAAAUUCUACUCGAGAUCGGCUCGAGUCUCGCACAGUUCAAGGCCCUGAAAUACAUCACGUUCAUGGCUCCAGGUAUACCUGCUUCUUUCAACAAUGAAAAGAGCAUCGCGGAAGCAUGGAGCAAAGCGUGCCCAACCCUACAGACCAUCAUCCUUCCCAAGGGGCUGGUAUGGUUCCAAAGGGACGAGAAUUGGGCAUGUUUGAAAGAUAGCGAGGAAUAAAGUAUUCCUAAGCUUCACAGAACGACUGAACCAUCACGCUCUCGCAUUAGCUGGGUACCGGUGUCGGAAUUACUUGAAGGGUAAAGAAGGGCUCGUCAGGGUCGUCCCACGGGGAUGAUCGGAGAGCGCACCGGUGCAGAUCAUCCGCCCCAAGACCCUUUCACUUCAUAUGAUUGUUUGUUGGCAACGGUUCUUUCAACAAGUUUCAAGUUGCGACGUUCGGAGGGUUGGGCGGGGAGCCUUUUUUUUAGAUAUCCCAAUGGGUGAUGUACUGACAAAAAUGCAAUUUUGAAGACAGCUCUCCUUACCAAUACUGCAC
Messenger RNA from Suillus clintonianus, 1418 nucleotides. RefSeq lists its product as uncharacterized. The transcript has 2 exons. NCBI's taxonomy places the organism in Eukaryota, Fungi, Basidiomycota, Agaricomycetes, Boletales, Suillaceae. The record is from RefSeq and is a predicted model, not a curated record. Bases 74 to 1099 code for a protein of 341 amino acids.